AUGAUGGCAAAGGAUUGUUGCACAUCAAUCAUUAAAAAGAAAUAUGCUGAUAUUGGAGUAAAACAUUACUUUGAAAAUAGUUUUCUAUCUCAUAAAGAUUGUUUUUCUUAUUUAUCAGAUUUUGUAAAUUGUAAAAGUAAAAAGAAAAAAACAAAGAUAACAAAUGAACAAAAAGAAGAUACAGAUGAAGAGGAUGAGGAGGAAGAAGAAGAGUAUAAUGAAAAUGGAUUUAAAUUCAAUGGUGAAAAAAGGUUGGGAGGUAUUAUAGCUUUAAAGAAACAUACCAAUCAAAGUAAUGAAUCAAUGGAAAUUGAAUUUGUUUGGGCUCAUACAACAAGUAGUAUGGUAGUUGGUUAUAUUUCAUCAUCAAUGGAUAAUCCCAAAUCAUUGGUAUCAAGACUUUCCUCCUCUGACCAAGAUAAUGAUGGUAAAAUUUUAGAAAUGUCAUCAACUAUUACAACUAUUUAA
Messenger RNA from Cavenderia fasciculata, 468 nucleotides. RefSeq names its product asparaginase 2. The transcript has a single exon. Bases 1 to 468 code for a protein of 155 amino acids. The record is from RefSeq and is a predicted model, not a curated record. Lineage: Eukaryota; Evosea; Eumycetozoa; Acytosteliales; Cavenderiaceae.